Pochonia chlamydosporia 170 is the source of this 1668-nucleotide messenger RNA. RefSeq names its product glucokinase. Gene Ontology annotation, cellular component: cytosol; mitochondrion. The record is from RefSeq and is a predicted model, not a curated record. Gene Ontology annotation, biological process: glucose 6-phosphate metabolic process; glycolytic process; intracellular glucose homeostasis. Gene Ontology annotation, molecular function: fructokinase activity; glucokinase activity; D-glucose binding. Bases 1 to 1668 code for a protein of 555 amino acids. Lineage: Eukaryota; Fungi; Ascomycota; Sordariomycetes; Hypocreales; Clavicipitaceae. The transcript is spliced from 2 exons.
AUGUCGAGUGUUCCUCAGAGCGCCAUUCCACCUUCCGUGGUAGCUGAGGCACAGCAGAUUGCUCAUGGUUUUGACCUCAGCACGUCUGCCCUGCGCAGGGUGACGGCCUAUUUUGUGCAACAAAUGAGAGUUGGACUUGAGACCCAACAGCAAUGGCAGCUACCGUCUUAUGUGACUAAGAUCCCCCAAGGGUCAGAAAAGGGGCGCUUCCUUGCAGUCGACCUCGGCGGAACAAACUGUCGCGUCAGUAUAGUCGAGCUAUACGGCAACGCAAAAUACAGCGUGCACCAGACGAAGCAUGUGGUUCCACGAGAAGUUCGAAUCAACCCCAGCUACAAACCUCUUUUUGGAUUUAUUGCGGCGAAGAUUGCCGAGUUUCUUGAUACUCCUGAGGAGAGAAACCGCAGACGCAACGAGAACGGAGAAGAUCCUGCCCAUAGACCUGCCAUGGAAUAUAAAUUAGGCUUUGCCUUCAGUUUCACCUGUGAGCAGAAAUCAAUCGUGGACGGGGCAUUGAUUCAAUGGGAUAAAGAAUGGGAUAUUCCCUCUGCACUAGGGAGGAGCCCCUGCGAGAUGCUCCAGGAAUCAAUCGAUGAGAUGAAGCUGCCGGUGCAAGUUUGCGUUUUAGCAAAUGACAGUGUCGGUGCUUUACUGACCCACUCCUACACCCUCAGCAGGCCAAGCGCUGUAUUGGCAGCAAUCAUAAUUGGAACCGGAACAAACGCUGCCUAUGUUGAAAAUGUCGGUAAUAUUCCACGCCUCGGCCCUGCUACAUCUUCAGGCGAAUCGUCCUCCGCAGCAGUUAUGGUAAUCAACACGGAAUGGGGUAGCUUUGACGACGAAUUAAAGGUACUUCCUUCCACAGAGUAUGACAUGGCUGCAGAUGCUGCAUCGACAAGCCCAGGAAGUCAGAUGCUAGAGAAGCGGAUCGCCGGGCUUUACUUAGGAGAAAUCCUCCGUCGGGCAUUGAUUCGGCUCGUCGAAGCUCGUGUAUUCCAUAUGAAUGUCAGCACCGAGAGCCCCCUUUAUCAGCUUGGAGGCAUCAAGACAUCGUUCAUGUCAGCGCUCGCUAAUGUAAAAGACGACGACAAGACCAAUGUGUUGCAAUUAGUUAUUAACACCUUGGAUGCUCGAAACGUGUCAAUAGACGACUGCCGCGCGAUUCGCCUGCUUUCCGAUGCCAUAGCAAGGCGUGCCGCCCGGCUGACAGCAGCCUCGCUCGCAGCUAUCAUCAUUCAAUCUGGGCGACUACCAGCACAACACCCAGUACCAGGAUUAUCAGCAGAUGUCACAGAGUCCCGCAAACAUGAUUCGUGUUUUCACCGAUUGCUCCGCCAGAUCUCGGCGUUCAUCCAGUCUACGGCCUAUGCCAUUCGCAGGGUCCUAUGGCGGCGUCAACGCGCCGAGUCACGACGAACGUCGGACUCACACAAACCUACAUCGAUUUGCGAAGAUCCCUUCCCAAGCCCGCUUGAAACAGAUUGCAUUGCCAUAGGGACUGACGGCUCUGUCAUUAAUAUGUACCCAGGUUUCAUCUCAACUAUUCGCAGCACACUUCUCGAGAUCCCAGAAGUAGGUUCAGAAGCCGCAAGAGUGGUCCAACUUAGUCCCACAUGCGAUGGUUCGUUAGUGGGCGCAGCUCUUAUGGCACAUUCAACUACGCGUUAA